GUUGUCGUCAUCCUCGUUUAGCAUCCCCUGUUCUCUCAAGCACGCCCUGAACUUACAACAUCCUAGCAUCGACCCAUCGAUAUCCUAUCUCUCCAUAGUAUCAAUACUACCAAUACGCAACACAGCAGCCAACACCCCAAUGGCCUCCUCCUCAACAGCCCUCCAAGCCGUCUACGUCCGCGCGCACGAAUCCCGCCCCACCCCCAAACCCCACACCGUCUUCCGCAUCGAAAUCCAAGCACACGUCCGCUCCUGGUCCAUCUGGCGUCGCUACUCCGAAUUCGUCGACCUCCACACCGAACUCAUCAAAUCCGUCGGAUCUCCUCCUCCCGCCACCCUGCCCCCGAAACACCCGCUGUCGACCGUCGGGUCCGUUCUCACGCUCGGACUGUCGAAGAAGGUGGGAGGGGCAGGGGAGGGAGAGGAGAAGAUGUUGGAGGAGAGGAGGGAAGGCUUGGAGAGGUAUUUGAGGGCGAUUGUGGGGUGUAAGGAUGGGAAGUGGAGAGAGAGCUUUGCGUUUCGGGAUUUUUUGGGCGUUCCGCUUGGGAAACAGGAUACUACUGCUGGAGCGUCGUCAUCUUACGGUUCAUCAUCAUCACAAUUCACGUCCUCCUCCUGGCUCGACGAGCACCUCGACCUGCAAGCCCGAGUGCGCGACAUCCGAGCAGAUAUUAAUCGACGCGACGCGCUUUCCGACCGGGGUGACGUCGGCGCGUCACAUACCGCUAACGUUCAGGCGAAGAAGAAGUUAGCGGGCGUGAUCACGCGUGCGGGGGUCUUGGCUGACGGGUUGAGCGGACUCGCGAUGGCGGGGAUGAGCGAGGGCGAGGUGCAGAGGCGGACGGAUAUGGUGGCGAGGCUGCAGGACGAUUGUGAGAAGUUGGGGAAGAUGGUGACUAUUGCGAGACAUACAUCGAGAGCGCUCGGGUCGGCGGCGGAACGUCAUCCCGCGAGCGAGUCGGAUAGGGACGCGUUGCUUGGUGGUGGUGGAGCGGGAAAGGCGGUGACGAGGGUGUUCGGGGCGAAGGUCGAGCCGAAGGAGACGGCGCAGACGAGGCCUUUGGACGAUGUGGGCGUGUUUCAGCUGCAGCAGACGCAGAUGGAGCAGCAGGACGACCAGCUCUCGCAGCUCACCACGAUAUUGCAGAGGCAGAAGAUGCUGGGCACGGCGAUCGCGCAGGAGAUUGCGGAGCAGAACGAGAUGUUGGAUGAUUUGUCGGACAACGUGAAUAGAGUCGGGGGGAAGUUGACGGCGGCGAAGAAGCAGAUGAAUCGGUUGGGAUAG
This is a messenger RNA of Stereum hirsutum FP-91666 SS1, 1285 nucleotides long. RefSeq names its product Phox-like protein. The transcript is spliced from 3 exons. Gene Ontology annotation, molecular function: phosphatidylinositol binding. Gene Ontology annotation, cellular component: intracellular membrane-bounded organelle. The record is from RefSeq and is a predicted model, not a curated record. The coding region runs from base 140 to 1285 and encodes 381 amino acids. Lineage: Eukaryota; Fungi; Basidiomycota; Agaricomycetes; Russulales; Stereaceae.